AUGGUGACCAGUUAUAUUACUCGAACAGCUUCUUUUUCAGCGGCUCAUAGGUUACAUUCUACACAUUUAACUGAAGAAGAAAACGCAGCAAUAUAUGGCAAGUGUAACAAUCCUCACUUUCAUGGUCACAACUACAAAGUGGAAAUUACAGUUAAAGGAAAGAUAGAUCCAAUUACAGGGAUGGUGAUGAAUAUGGUGGACCUGAAAGCGUGUAUCGAAUUAGCAGUUAUGGACCCUCUUGAUCACCGGAAUUUGGAUAUAGAUGUGGAAUUCUUUAAAUCGGUUCCUAGUACGGUGGAAAAUCUUGCAGUUUUUAUAUGGAACAAUAUUAAUCAUCACUUUCAGAAAGACCAUGCAGGGAAAUCAAAUACAGCCAAGUUAUACAAGGUCAAGAUUUAUGAAACAGAACACAAUUCAGUGGAAUAUUUUGGUGAAGAUGAUGAUGUUAUCAAUUAA
Messenger RNA from Halteromyces radiatus, 456 nucleotides. RefSeq lists its product as uncharacterized. The record is from RefSeq and is a predicted model, not a curated record. Gene Ontology annotation, cellular component: mitochondrion. NCBI's taxonomy places the organism in Eukaryota, Fungi, Mucoromycota, Mucoromycetes, Mucorales, Cunninghamellaceae. Bases 1 to 456 code for a protein of 151 amino acids. The transcript has 4 exons.